AAAAUACUCACUGCCAGGUAAAUACAGACUUGAAGAGCCUUCUAAUACUGCACACGUGAGUCGGCGGCUAUUGAAAUAUUGAUUUCCACGCCCUUAGACGAGCGAGCGACGGCCGACCAAUGGUGAGGACGUGAGUGUGGUUGAGUUUUAGUUGUAAUACGGAUACGAAGACUCACAACAAAGGCCUCCUGACGUAAAAAAAGAGUGCGUGUGGCAUCCAUGGUUAUCUUGACUCCCUUGCUUCUUUGGCCUGAAGGUGGAACAGGCCAGUGUUUGUGAUUGUUUCCGAGUCUCCUCAAGAUAUUAUCCGCCAAAACAAUUAGAAAGCCAUGCGGAGAUCAUUGCUCAACUCUAGAUCGAUUGUCAAACUGUGGACACAAACAAUUCAGGGCCCAGUUGUGCAUUAAAAUGAGAGUAAGAUCUAUGAACUUGCUAUCACUUGUUCCACAUCCUUUCAACUCUCCAGACCUCCCCAAAACUCUAGUUCUCAACGUCCAAUAUGUUUGCCAUGGGGAUCACCAGACAACGCGAGCGGGACACUAACGCCUCUCAAAGCCGCAAAUCUGAACGUGAAGCUUAUGAGCGCAAGGUUCAACGCGAAAUUGCACGCGAAUUGGCCAAGCAAGAGGCUGAAACUCCUCAGGAGGAGGACGAUCUGGCCAAGACCAACACCGGCAGCUUCUACGACGUUUGCAAGAACGAAAACGAGACUCUUCCGGAGAAGCCCAAAGGCCGCUCGCAAGCCGCCGCUUACCGAGAACUCAAAAAGAAGAACUCCAAUCCGGAGUUGAAGAAGUAACCGCUUCUCAGCUCAAAGACUGGCGAGAGGUUGCCCUUCAUUUGACCGGCUAACCUCAUUUUGUAGUGUUAGCACCCGCAGAGAGACAGUUAUCUUUUUCGUAAUUCCUGUGUUUCAUUGAAAUCGAAGUUGGUGGUUGGUCGUUGAGUAAUCGCAAAUCAAAAUGAGCAUGAUCCACGCUUUGGCUCGGUCCAGAUUUCAAAAACGGACCGCCGAGCAAGAACGAGAGAAUGAAGGCCGGGGCAGCCCAGUCAAAACAGUCAUGGGCGGCUUGGCCUCCAAACCCAAGCUCCACGACCAGUUGAAAGGCGGGAAAACGAUCGACAAGCUUACCUCCAAAGUCCCCGAGUCCGUCGAAGACGUACCUUUCCGCAGACAAGAUCGUCGCAUCUUGAAUGCCCGGAAGAAAAGGAUCAUGGAUCGGAAACUCAUCAAGUGUCUGAUCCUCUUUGGUAUUGUGGCCCUUUUGGGUGGAGUGGCUCUUAUCCUAACUUGGGUUUACUUGAAGGACGGCAACUCGGCCGAGAAGUUGGUCUCUCCAUUGCUUUUUCUUGGCAUUGGAAUAAUCAUAUUCGGAGUGGUCCUCAUGCUUUGUUCCAUCGAGAUCUGCAGCCGGUUAAUCAAAAACAUAAAACGAGUCCAAGAUCCGGAAAUUGACCGAGCUAAAAAUCUGCAUCAUGUGAAGCAUUGGAUCGACCCAGCCCUCAUUCCCUACGGUUGGGGUCAGGAGGAUGAUUAUCAAGACGUCUCGGAUGUGGUGGAGGCCAAUCUCUAUGGUGAUAAAGCGGCCUUGGUCAGCUCUCGUGGAGGUGCCGCGAUUCGGCCGUAUUCAUCGGUCUCCAAUGGUCAAACUAACGUGAUCCACCCGUCGGACUCGCCGCAUACGAUCAUUGACCUUAUGGACGAAAGCAGCCCUCAUAUGGCGUUGGCCCUCGAAAUGGCCCAAGUACGACCCAACUCUGCUGAUAUCCCCUCGGACAUUUUUGACGAAUCUCUUCGUUACAGCAACAUCGACCGACCUAAGCUUCUGAUUGACAGAUCCUCGCCCACCACGGCUAAACAAUGGCGGGGUGAGUUCAUUUCGGAAGAGGAUCGGAUCGCCAAUUUGUUCUCUCAGAGGAACUAGAGGCCACCCUGGUCCGAAUAUCCUCGACCUGAUGGACGUGCUCAUUCAACAUCUGUGAUUUGAUAUCUACUCUUAAUUCUAGAACCUGAUCAUUGGUCUACAGGCCAAGCAAUUUGUGUGUGAUUUUUAUAUUUCAAUUCGCAGACACAAUUCUCAUUUGCAUUUGAUUGAUCUAUUUCCAAAAUAUACGUAGCUUACCGAUAAAGAAACGAAUAUAUUAAGAUAUUGCA
Messenger RNA from Tigriopus californicus, 2155 nucleotides. RefSeq lists its product as uncharacterized. Bases 963 to 1925 code for a protein of 320 amino acids. The transcript has 4 exons. Lineage: Eukaryota; Metazoa; Arthropoda; Copepoda; Harpacticoida; Harpacticidae. The record is from RefSeq and is a predicted model, not a curated record.